This is a messenger RNA of Aspergillus costaricaensis CBS 115574, 453 nucleotides long. RefSeq names its product trimeric LpxA-like protein. The record is from RefSeq and is a predicted model, not a curated record. NCBI's taxonomy places the organism in Eukaryota, Fungi, Ascomycota, Eurotiomycetes, Eurotiales, Aspergillaceae. The transcript has 3 exons. The coding region runs from base 1 to 453 and encodes 150 amino acids. Gene Ontology annotation, molecular function: acetyltransferase activity.
AUGACGACAUCGAAAGAAUGGCAGAAGAUGCUCAAUGGCGAGCUCUACGCUCCUUGGGAUGCAGACCUUCAGGCCAAUCGGCAGCGCUGCAAAGAAGCAUGCGACAGGUUCAAUCAAGCUGGGCAGGUCGCUCGGCGGCGCAGGGUGGAACUAUGGCGGGACAUCCUAGGUGAUACGCGCCCUCUGCCUCCAGCCCAUUCCGAUCCUCGGGAGGAUGAGAAGCUCUUUGACGAUACAGAUCCCUAUGUGGACCCUCCCAUCUCGGUGGAUCACGGCUUGAACUUCAAGGUCGGCAAAAAAACCUUUCUGAACUACAACCUUCAUGUCCUGGAUACAUGUCCCGUGACCAUUGGUGAAAGGGUGCUUACCGGUCCGAAUCUUUGUAUCUACGGGGCUACCCAUCCUUUGGACCCAGCUGUGCGACGGGUACGGUGGGAGCUGGAUCUGUGGUGA